This is a messenger RNA of Pseudozyma flocculosa PF-1, 2067 nucleotides long. RefSeq lists its product as uncharacterized. Lineage: Eukaryota; Fungi; Basidiomycota; Ustilaginomycetes; Ustilaginales; Ustilaginaceae. The transcript is spliced from 5 exons. The record is from RefSeq and is a predicted model, not a curated record. The coding region runs from base 1 to 2067 and encodes 688 amino acids. Gene Ontology annotation, molecular function: RNA polymerase II transcription regulatory region sequence-specific DNA binding; zinc ion binding; DNA-binding transcription factor activity, RNA polymerase II-specific. Gene Ontology annotation, biological process: regulation of DNA-templated transcription. Gene Ontology annotation, cellular component: nucleus.
AUGGCCAACAACCUACCCCAGCAGCCCUCGUGCCUCGCCAUGGCCCACGACACCACAGCACGCCCCUCGCCGCCAACCAUCGAGGCUCCCCCGCACCGCAGGACCCUCCCAAACUACCUCAUCGACGACUACGAGCUCCUCCACGCCCGCACAGCCUCAAACAGCCUCGACGGCGACACGUACGACAACAAACCACCUGGUGUUAGCGGCGCUCCAUCUCUCGCGCACGACUCUGCCGUCCUGGCACCGGCGGCAGGACACCUCGACGGGCGAAACCCAGAGGCGACCAGCGCCACAGCCCAAGGCGCAGGAAUCAAGCGAAAGAGGAAGCUCAGGCAGGCCUGCGUCUACUGCCGCCGCAGCCACCUCGUCUGCGAAGAGGCCAGGCCUUGCUCGAGGUGCGUCAAGAGGGGAAUCGCAGAUCGAUGCACCGAAUCCUCCGCCAACGAGGCCGCCUGGACCCGUGGCCCGCCCAUAGAGGCCAGCUUCCAUCCCGCCCAAGAGGUCACCCAGCAGCAGCAGCCACAGCAUCAGCGCCAGGAGCAGCAACGGUACAAGCGACCACGGCAACAACAGCAAACCCAGCAGCACCAGCUCCAACAGCAGCAUCGGCAGUGGCGUCUCUCACCCCACCACCCCGGCGGCGCCGCCUCUACCUCGGCGGCGCCCUCGGCCAGCUACAGCGAGACCUCGUCCGACCUAUAUCCGUCUGGCAACUCGACGCCUUUGCUCGAUGACCAGCAGCGCGGCUUUGCCGUGCCUUCCCAUCCGCAGCCGCAGCCGCAGCCACAGAUGCAGCACCCGCAACCGCAUCCCCCAUCGCAUCCGCACCAGUCGAUGCCUCCCGGCUCGACCGCAGCGACAGAAACGGCGCCGCACCCCGAACCGACCUCGCGCGAGGUGGCUUCGGCGGUACUGAGCGAGCAGCCCAUCUUCCAGCCCCCUAGCUCCGCCGAGCUCGACUCGCUCUUCUCGUCGUACUUUUUCGACCUAACGCAACCCUACGCCUCGGGCUCGUCGAUGGCUGCCGCUUCCUCGGGCGCGCCGCAGCCGCCGCCGCUGCCGCCAUCGACAUCGCUUGCGCCGGGCGCGCCGAUGCAUCAGCCACCUCUGAACGGGCAUGCCAUCCUCAACGAUGGGCCGCCAACGAGCGAAGAGGCAUGGCAGCACGCUCGGCUGGCCCCGGUCCACCAGCUGCAACCACCCGCUGCCGCUCCACUUACACUCGCCAAAGUCGCACCGGCAGCGCACGGCAGAGACAGGGACACGCAGGCUCCCGCGUCGUCGGCCUACACCCAGACAGCAGGGUUCGAUCCGACAUCCGAGCAGCGCUCCUCGGCGCGACGGAUGAGCAAGAGCGCUCCACCGUCGAGCGUCUACUCGCCCUACCCAUACCGCAAGGGGUACGCCUCGCUGAUGCGCUACAUGACCGAGCAGCGCUGGUCGGCCACGUCGAUCCGGUCAGUCGAAGCGGCGCUGUCCAAGGUGCGCAAGCUGUGGUUCGAGGUCGAGGACGCCAUCCAGCCGCCGACGCUCAUCCAGCUGCACGCCGAGUGGGCGGGCAACGUGCGCUACUAUACCGAGUCGGUGCUCCCCUUUUCGCCCGUCGCCAUGCUCGUGUGCCGCAAGGCGGGCGAGGUGUACGCGUCCAACCGCAUCGCCCAGAACCUCUUUGGGCGGGCCAAGGCCGACCUCGAGGAGGGCAGGGUGAGCUGCUACCAGCUCAUGACCGAGCACUCGGCGGCCGAGUUUUUCAGGCUGUACGAGGAGGCCGUCGAGAGUCACCAGGAGGUCGUCGGUCUCCAUCAACGUCAGGGUGGCCAAGGUCAGGGGGAGGCAGAGGAAGAGGGGCAGACUGAGGGCGUGUGCACGAGGAAGGCCAAGGACGAGGGCGUGGGCAAGGGCAAGGCCGAGGGGGAAGAGGACCCGCUCUACUGGGACGCCGAGAUCCUCGUACACAACCAGGACGGUAGCAAGGGGAUACGAAAGACGCGUGGCGUUUUCAAGAUGAAGAUUGCAGCGUGCGGUCUACCCUCUCUGCUCGUCGUUUGCUUUGUCCCCCUCUGA